This is a messenger RNA of Aspergillus caelatus, 313 nucleotides long. RefSeq lists its product as uncharacterized. NCBI's taxonomy places the organism in Eukaryota, Fungi, Ascomycota, Eurotiomycetes, Eurotiales, Aspergillaceae. The transcript is spliced from 2 exons. The coding region runs from base 39 to 224 and encodes 61 amino acids. The record is from RefSeq and is a predicted model, not a curated record.
UGUUAGUCCAGUCCACCAGGUCCGCCGAUCCGAGUCCCAUGACUCCCAGACCGGAUGGAAAACAGCUCAAAAAUGUAUUUCCCAUAAUCUCACUCUGUUCUGAUCUGUCAAUAUUCCCAACGCCAAUCUAUUUCAUUACUACUCCAUACAGUGGCUCCCAACCCCGCAAACGUGACCCCACUCUCUCUUCCUGCACGCUCUUCGGGCGAAGGGAGACCAAGUAAUUCGAGACCAUGCGAAGCUUCUCCCUUUCCCCCGACUGGUGGUGGCACAAGUACCUGUAAAUACAGAAAUCAACGAACCAUUUUACUCC